GGUCGCGCCACACGACGCUCCGAACGUAUUUACGAACCGUGAAAACACGCUUAUCACUAACGUGUAUAAUAACAAUUCUGAAAACUAUGUUUAAAAAUCAACGAUUUUAAACUUAAAAUACUGUUGUAGAAAAAAAUCAUUACUUGGAUUUUGUGAACUUUUUUCGUGCUGUUUUCUGGAGAUUAAAAAUUGUUUACGAUCACGCUGGACAUCGCCAAGUGUUUAAUAGUGAAUUAAACCAUGUGCUUUAACAAUACAAGAACUGUGUUAACUACGGCCGAAAUAGACUUGGUAAAUUGAUGGAUACUACACAUCCGGCAAGGGGACAACGCAAACGAACGCCGACGGAAAAAACAUGACACUGAGCCUAUCGUGCCCUGUUUUCUUUCUUCCUUGAUAUUUGAUUUAUCUCGCAAUGGCUGUUUCUCGAUUUUCAUCAAGACAACUUCAUAUUAGCCGAAUCAUUAUUUGGUUCAUGGUUGGAUUCAACGUCGCCGAUCAGAGUUCUUUGCCGUUGAAAUAUGAAGCUCCCGAUGAUUGCCAGUGGUGGCUUCGGGGUCCGAACGACGCUCACGAAGUCUCACUGACUUGUAAACUUCGCACUAUAAACAGUGAAUUCGACACGACAAAUUUUAGUGUCAUACCAUCAGAACAUACAACCUCUCUAAGAAUAGAGUGCAACGAAGAGAUGAUGUAUAAAAGUUCAUUAGACGAUCGAAGUUUUGCGCAUUUAGUAAAACUGCGUGAACUUGUUUUAGAUAACUGUAAAAUUGGAAGAUGGCCGCCUGGCGUACUUUCCGGCUUGAGAGACCUCCGUAAUUUAACGAUCCGAACGAAAAACACGGAGUGGGCCGCUAUGAGUUUAGAGAUAGCAUCAGAAAGCUUUACCGCCGUUCGGCAGUUGGAAAAGUUGGAUCUCAGCUUUAACAACAUUUGGUCGUUUCCCGAGAACUUGUUUUGCCCGUUAACGAACUUGGUCUAUUUGAAUGUCUCUUCGAAUCGUCUUCAAGAUGUAAGUGAUUUAGGAUUCAGAGAACGCGCAGUUCAUCAAGCUUUGAUAAGUGAACAAGAUGGACCGAUACCUUCCACAGCAUCGGCACACUCGACGUGUUCGCUAGACAUAGAAGUCUUAGAUGCCUCCAAUAAUCAUUUUGUGCUGAUGCCAGAAAAUGGAUUUAUGUCGCUACGUAGACUAAAGGAACUCCAUAUCCACGAUAACGAAAUUUCUAUGGUAGCCGACAAAUCACUAUCCGGACUGAAACAAUUGCAGAUAAUAGAUCUCUCGAACAAUAAGAUCGUUGCUCUUCCCCAAGAUCUAUUUAAAGAUUGCCGACCAGUGAUAAAAGAAAUAUACUUACAAAAUAACUCUAUCAGUGUGCUUUCACCGAGUCUUUUCGCUAAUUUGGAACAGCUGUUAGCACUGGACUUAUCUAAUAACCAUCUAACAAGCACUUGGAUAAAUGAAAAUACUUUCACUGGUCUCAUAAGAAUGGUAUUGUUAAAUUUGUCGAAUAAUAGACUAACUAAAUUGGAACCGAAAAUUUUCAAAGACCUGUACACGUUACAGAUAUUAAAUGUUCAGCACAAUAUGCUUGAAAAUAUUGCUGCUGAUACUUUUUCACCAAUGAACAAUUUACAUACCUUGAUUUUGUCCUACAACAAAAUUACUCACAUUGACGCUUAUGCACUGAAUGGUCUUUAUGUUUUAUCUUUAUUAUCGAUUGAUAACAAUCGUCUUGAAGAACUUCACCCGGAAGCAUUUCGUAAUACAUCUUCGUUGCAAGACUUGAAUUUAAACGGGAAUCGGUUAAAGAAAGUACCCAUAGCACUAAGAAAUAUGCGAUUGUUGAGAACUCUUGAUCUUGGAGAAAAUCAGAUAACAUCACUUGAAGAACCCGGCUUUGUCGGUUUGCAUAAUGUUUAUGGGUUACGACUCAUUGGAAAUAAAAUAGAAAAUAUAAGCAAAGAUGUAUUUUCAGAUUUGCCUACGUUACAAAUCUUGAAUUUGGCACGAAACAAGCUGAAACAUGUCGACGUCAAUGCAUUCGAUACACUAACCAACCUCCAAGCAAUUAGAUUAGAUGCAAACCGCCUCACUGAUAUACAGGGCCUAUUUGUAAACAUACCCUCUCUGUUGUGGUUAAACGUAUCAGAUAACCAAAUAGAAUGGUUUGAUUAUACUGUUAUACCAUCAGGACUUCAAUGGUUGGAUCUUCACAGCAACAACAUCAAAGAAUUAGGAAAUAACUACCGCAUGGACAAAGAGUUAAGGUUACAAACAUUAGAUGCGAGUUUCAAUAAAAUGACGAAAAUAUCAACUUAUUCUAUUCCCAGCAGCGUGGAGCUACUUUUCUUGAAUGAUAAUCAAAUUAUACAAGUUGAGGCCCAAACUUUUGUUGGAAAAACCAAUUUAACGAGAGUCGAUUUGUAUGCAAAUCAGAUAACUAGUAUGGAUCUCAAUGCGCUUCGUCUAACUCCAGUCGAUCCCGGCCGGCCGUUGCCCGAAUUUUAUAUCGGUGGAAACCCAUUUCAGUGUGAUUGUACUAUGGAAUGGUUACAACGAAUAAACAAACUCGAUCAUCUUAGACAACACCCGAGAGUGAUGGACUUGGAAAGUAUUUACUGCAAGUUGUUGUACAAUCGUGAACGAACUUACAUUCCGCUGAUCGAAGCAGAAUCAUCGCAGUUUUUGUGUACAUACAAAACUCACUGUUUUACGUUGUGUCAAUGUUGUGAUUUUGAUGCCUGUGAUUGUGAAAUGACGUGCCCAUCGAACUGUACGUGUUAUCACGACCAGCCGUGGUCAGCGAAUAUUGUGGAUUGUUCCGCGGCAGGGUAUUCCGAAAUACCCAAUAGUAUACCUAUGGACGCUACUGAACUAUAUUUAGAUGGUAAUAAUUUUGGUGGUUUAACAAGUCACGCUUUUAUUGGACGUAAAAAUUUAAAAAUAUUGUAUGCAAAUAAUUCUAAUAUCGACGCUCUCUAUAAUAAUACUUUUAGUGGACUAAAACGCUUAACAAUUUUGCAUUUAGAAAAGAACAAUAUAAAAGAGUUACUCGGUUUCGAACUAUCGCCCUUAGAAAAUUUACGAGAACUUCAUCUUCAAGACAAUAAAAUACAUUAUAUCGAUAAUAGGACUUUCAUGGAGUUGAGGCAUUUGGAAGUAUUGCGAUUGGAAGGCAACAAUAUUUAUGGCUUUGCAGUAUGGCAAUUUACGAUGAAUCCGUAUUUGGUGGAAAUAAGUCUCUCGCGAAAUCCUUGGUCAUGUGACUGCCAAUACAUGCAUAAAUUUCGAAAUUGGUUUAAGAACAACCUAGGUAAGGUUGAAGAUGCAAAUAAAAUUACAUGCGUAUUCGACAAUGUAACGAAUGCCGUGGGCCCUCUUAUGGCCGAUUUCAAUUCAACAAUUUGCACGAGUCACGUUGGAGGGAGCUCAUCUAUAAUCGAAAACCAAGUAAUAAAUGAUUAUCUUCCGUUACUGUUGAUAGCCCUGUGUGUGUUCGUCGUGAGCUCGGCCUUAAUAUGCGGCGUGUUUUAUUGGCGUCGUGAGCUAAGAGUAUGGGUUUAUUACCAUUGUGGAUUCCGAAUGUGUUACAAAAGUACAACUUUCGACGAAGAAGCCGACAAAGAUCGCCUUUUCGACGCUUACAUAAGUUAUAGCGUCAAAGAUGAGGCUUUCGUCGCUCAAAUGCUAGCGCCUGGCCUAGAAUCCACCGAUCCCAGUUUCCGUUUAUGUCUACAUUACCGCGAUUUUAACGCUUCGGCGUACGUUGCGGAUACGAUAAUAGAGGCUGUCGAGUCGUCAAAGAGGACGAUCAUUGUCCUAUCUAAAAACUUUAUCAACAAUGAAUGGUGUCGUUUCGAAUUUAAGACGGCACUACACGAAGUACUGAAAGAGAGACGAAGAAGACUGAUAAUAAUAUUGCUAGGCGAUAUACCGAAUAGGGAUAUCGAUCCGGAGUUGCGUUUAUGUUUGAAGGCGAAUACGUGCAUCGAAUGGGGUGAUAGACAGUUUUGGCAAAAGUUGAGGUUCGCGAUGCCGGACUUGCGGAAGUGUCAGUAUCACCGUUCCACAGUGAAUAUUUACGCUUCGGUGUCACCAGUGGGGGCAGGACGGGCGGCGGCGCCGCCCCCACCACCGCCGCCGGGCAAGCUCCCCCCUCUGUUGGGCGACGGCCUGGCCAUACCAGCCGGGGUCCACACGCGCGACCAUCACACCCACCGCAUGCCACCUCAAGCGCAGCUCUGGGCGUAGCGUAUGCUCCAACGCAGUGCGUCUUCGGAACGCGCUGCGUACACCUGGUUGCCAGACACCAGGAUCGAGUUCUGCUCACCAUACAGCCGCCGCAAGAGCUCUAACUCAACUGUGUACGAAAGCGAUUGAUGGUACGAACGCGAACGACUCGAAGAGUCUCUACUGUAACCAGACUUUUGUGAGAGUGAAGUAGUAACACUCAUUAUAGUGUACAGACAGUCUCGACAAACUUAGUGUAUUCAUAUUAAAAUUAGACUAUAA
Bombyx mandarina (wild silkworm) is the source of this 4516-nucleotide messenger RNA. It is a transcript of the gene Toll-6, whose product is annotated as Toll-like receptor 6. The record is from RefSeq and is a predicted model, not a curated record. Gene Ontology annotation, cellular component: plasma membrane. Lineage: Eukaryota; Metazoa; Arthropoda; Insecta; Lepidoptera; Bombycidae. Gene Ontology annotation, molecular function: protein binding. Gene Ontology annotation, biological process: signal transduction.